Molecule: messenger RNA, 2456 nt
Organism: Leptidea sinapis
Lineage: Eukaryota; Metazoa; Arthropoda; Insecta; Lepidoptera; Pieridae
Product: trypsin CFT-1-like
Exons: 4
Coding region: 46-867 (273 amino acids)
Biological process (GO): proteolysis
Molecular function (GO): serine-type endopeptidase activity
Source: RefSeq, a predicted model, not a curated record
AAUGUUGAGUUCCGGGACUCACUUCAUUGUUUGAACAUCACACUCAUGAUGAGGGUGGCCGUGUCGACGGCUGCUGCAGCGCUGGUAGCGUGGCUGACUUGUGUCUCAGCUACGCCCAGAUUGUCGCCGCGUAUUGUGGGAGGGAAUGAGACCACGAUACAACGAUACCCGUUCAUGAGUAACAUGCAAUACGGCGUGUGGGGUAUCUGGUGGUACCAGGCCUGUGGGGGCUCGCUCAUCACCACCAGAGCUGUGUUAUCUGCUGCGCAUUGUUAUUAUAUGGACAGUCCAUCUUCUUGGCGAGUUAUUCUGGGGACGUCCUCGGCAUCAAGUGGCGGCACUACUUACGAGGUGUCCAAUCUGAUCUGGCAUCCUGGAUACGACCCCAGCACCCUCGAUAAUGACGUCGCAAUAGUCAAGUUGGCAAGGUCUGCUGUUCUGUCAAACAGCGUCGGGAUAGGACGUGUUGCUGCGCCAAGUUACGAACUACCUGACGGGAGUGUCACUUAUGCAGUCGGAUGGGGGACUCUAUCGUCCGGCGGUUCGUCAUCAGAAACUCUGCAACACGUCGACCUGAAUGUCAUAAAUCAAGAGAUUUGUGCACAGAGAUAUUUACAAUUGAAAUCCUUACCAGGGAAUGAAGACUGGCCUGACAUAACACCUGGAAUGCUUUGUGUGGGGGCCCUAGAUGUUGGAGGUAAAGAUGCCUGCCAGGGUGACUCUGGCGGUCCUCUUGUCCACGACAGGAAUGUGCUUGUAGGCAUUACGUCCUGGGGCUAUGGUUGCGCCCAUCCCACAUAUCCGGGAGUGAACACAAGGGUGUCAGUGUAUUAUAAAUGGGUUAUGUCGAAUGCUUUAUAUUCUUAAGUAACGCCGUCUUAUUUUAAUACCAUUAUUACAAUACAUGAUCACCUUAUCUCAUCGAUGAGAUGAUCUUCAAAAGGUGGCAGGUGAGACUUGGACGAGGACAGCAAGAGAUAGAUCUUUGUGGAGAACACUUGGGGAGGCCUAUGCUGAAAAACAAGACAAUCUAGAAACCGGUGUCUAAUAUAGUAAAUUAUUACAUAGGUACUUUUAUAUAAACAAAUUAAAACAGUAGAUUUAAGAAUAGUAAUGUAACAGCACUUAUUUAUAGAUUGUUAAUAAAGGCUUUUAUUAUUAUUAUUACAAAAGAAACUGUUGUUUCAAAUAAAUCCAAAUAAAAAAUAUACAGGGUGGAUCAAAAGUCCGUUAGCAUUUGAAUCGGUUGCCGCGUCUAGCAACGGCGGCGAGGGGGAUGGAGGGGUUACGCAUUGCAAGAGCGGCUAAUGGGAAUUUAGUACCAUGGCGUCGUUUAGCGGUAGUCAACGUGCGUUUUGUGUACGCAAGUACCAUCGAAACAACGAUUCUGCGACCUUAGCUCAACGAAAGUUUUGCAAUCAUUACAAGAUACGACACAAAAAUCAAACUACAUCAGGUGUAUUAAUUAAAAAAUGGGUGCUCAAGUUUUAGAAGACGGGUUCAACAAUGGAUUUACCUCGAUCUGGCCGGCCUAGAACGUCGAGGGACCCCGAAAACGUGGAGCGAGUAAAAUCGUCUGUCCGUGACCAACCUGGACUUUCAACUCGAAAGCGGUCUGCUGUCCUUAAUGUGUCAAGAACAUCAUUAAACCGCAUUCUCAAGAAAGAUUUAAGUCUACAUCCCUAUAAAAUCCAAAUGGUGCAGGAAUUAAGGCCUCAGGACCAUGCCACUAGGUUGCAGUUUGUGAACGAAAUUGUAGAGCGAUUCACCAGUUACAAACAUUUUUUUCUCAUACGAGGCACACUUGCACCUAAAUGGGCAUGUUAAUAGACAAAAUUGUCGUUAUUGGAGUGACACUAAUCCGAAAUUAAAACAUCAAAAACCCCUGCAUUCACCCAAAGUCACAGUAUGGGCUGCUUUAUCAGCAAGAGGCAUUAUUGGUCCAUACUUUUUUUAAGACUCAAGAGGACGUGCGGUUACAGUGAAUUCCGAGCGGUAUAUCACCAUGUUACAAAACUUUUUCGCUCCCGCGCUGCAGGAUUUUGUUGGUUUUAAUCAACGCUCAUGGUUUCAGUAAGAUGGAGCCACUUGUCAUACAUGUGAUGACUCAUUAAGGGCAGCUCGAGACAUUAUUGGCCCAAAAGUGAUAUCGAAAAGAGGGGACAUUAACUGGCCGCCUCGUAGCCCGGAUCUAUCACCAAUGUAUUUUUUUCUUUGAGGAUAUCUUAAGGCUAAAGUUUACGACACCAACUCAGUAACUCUUGACGAAUUAAAGGAUUGUAUUCGCACAGAAAUCCAAAACAUCUCAAGAGAAACAUGUAAAGCUGUUAUCGAAAAUUUCCGCUCUAGAUUGCAGCAAUGCCAGAAUAAUGAAGGAUUGCAUAUGGAUGAUGUGAUUUUUAAGAAAUAAAUUCCCCUUUUUUUACUAUCGAAAGCAAUAAACAAUUUGAUCUAUU